GUGGUUUUGGGAGGUCUCUGUCAAAACGGUUCUAUAACGGAAGCAAACUUUCUUUCUUUCCUCGACAUCCUGCUUGUGACUCAGGAGGGUACUGUGCGUGUUCAAGCAAGGAUUUCGGGCUACGUUGUCACUAGAACCAACACUCCCCUUGCAACUGGAGCGUACGAUAUAUAUUGUGAUGGUAUGUACUGUGUGGUGGGGCCGGAAGAAGUUUGGCGAAGCCAUCACUGCUGAUCCCACACAAAUCCUACGAGCUACAUUUCCCCCUAAACCUAGAAUACUCUCGUUUGGUCGAAAGUUCCCCUAACUACUUUUAUCAGGCCGUAUCGAAAUUAGCAAUGAGCGUUCGCUGCACCGGCUUUUUUCUCGCAGCGUCUCCGGCAAGGAGACUAGAUUCCGCGAUGAAAUCCGCGCUCGUGACCCGAAAUGUGUUAUAUCUGGCAUGAUAAAUUCUGACCUUAGUAUCCAAGCUUCGGACUGGAUUUCUUACGAGGCCGCUCAUCUCUUCCCUGUGCACGGUGAAAGUAUUUGGAUUGAUUUGGAUUUUGGGCGAUGGAUCACAGAUAUGGACGAUUCUCCACCAUGCUCGAAGAUCGAUUCGGCACAAAAUGGGCCCCCUCCCCGGUCGCAUGUCCACCAACUGUUUGAUCAGUACCUGGUCUCCGUUAACCCUGACGAUGGCUACAAAGUGGUUGUGUUUAACAGCGAUGUUGAUGGGCUUGAUGGUAGGAUUCUCGAUCCCGUGUGCAGAGACCCGGCCAAUCCUCACUGCGUCUCCGACAAACUUCUAAGAUGGCACUUCCGCCAAUCAGUCCUUGCCAAUAUGAGGGGGCAAGGAGAACCAAUCUUCGAGCACGAUUUCCCACCAGGAACAGACAUUACGGGUGAGAUCUUUGCAGGUCCG
Molecule: messenger RNA, 904 nt
Organism: Tuber aestivum (summer truffle)
Lineage: Eukaryota; Fungi; Ascomycota; Pezizomycetes; Pezizales; Tuberaceae
Source: the annotation of a GenBank genome assembly